This is a messenger RNA of Penicillium diatomitis, 3993 nucleotides long. It is a transcript of the gene nrps6, whose product is annotated as putative nonribosomal peptide synthase. The transcript has a single exon. The coding region runs from base 1 to 3993 and encodes 1330 amino acids. NCBI's taxonomy places the organism in Eukaryota, Fungi, Ascomycota, Eurotiomycetes, Eurotiales, Aspergillaceae. Gene Ontology annotation, cellular component: cytoplasm. Gene Ontology annotation, biological process: amino acid activation for nonribosomal peptide biosynthetic process; secondary metabolite biosynthetic process. The record is from RefSeq and is a predicted model, not a curated record. Gene Ontology annotation, molecular function: phosphopantetheine binding; catalytic activity.
AUGACUGCUUCGGCUCAUUCAGGCACCUCCUGGGGCCAGUUUCCUCCAGCAUCACAGAAUGGCAGAUCCAAGCACAAGACUAUGGACCGACAAGUCGUGUGUGAAAGUCUAUCUUCACCCAUCAAGAACGAAUACAUAUUCUGCGUCGCCUGGGCCAUUGUUCUCGCUUGUCAUACCCACAGUGAUGAAGUGCUCUUUGGCGUUGCCUGGCACGGUAGACAAACCGAGACAGGCGAUCAGGCCAUCUUGCCGUGGCGCUUACGGAUCGACUCCGGCGAUACGGUGGCAGAUGCUCUUGCAGCCACAGCUCGAUAUCAUCAUGAAAUGCGCGGGUUUGAGCACAUGGGCAUACAGAAAUUCAGCAUGUUGUGUCCCGAGAACAUCCGGCUCUGCCAGUUUGGCAAUCUGAUAGUGCUUGGAUGCGACUCCGACGAUGUAUCUGAGGCCCAGAAGCAGGAGUGUCAGUAUCCCCUUGCAUUAUAUGUGGGAGACUCUCGCAUCUUAGCCAAUUUUGAUCCCUCGUUGGUGGAGCCCGACAGGCUUCGUAUGAUGCUCAUCCACGUUCUGGACGUCGUCCAAGCGAUGGUCGAUAUGCCUGACAGGACUAUCCACGACAUCCGCACUGCUGGGCGUCGAGGCAUAACUCAGAUGCGACAGUUGACUUCUUUGACCGAGCCGGAAAGUGAUGACACUGCACAAGUUCAGCAGCUAAUCGACGAACGGUGCGCAAGCUGUCCGUCUGCGCUCGCAGUUUGCGCCUGGGAUGGCUCAGUUACGUACGGGGAACUGGGUCAAUGGGCGUGGUCGGUUGCGCGUGGACUGGUUGACAAUGGCGGAAUCGGUCCGGGAAGCUUUGUCGGCAUCUUCAUGGCCAAGUCCGUAAAAACGGUGGUUGCCAUGCUGGGAAUCAUGCGUGCCGGCGCAGCGUUUCUCUUUCUCCCACUAUCGGUUCCUAUCGAGAGAUUGCGGACAAUGUGUUCGAUAGCAAACGUCCAAUGCGUCGUAACGGCAAAGGGAAAGGGCUCUGCUGCUGCCACUCAUUUCGGCCUUCCUGUUUUCGAGGUUCCCGAGACGCCAGUGACCGCAGAGUCUACCAGCCUGAUAAAUAGCGCCAUCGGUAGCGACCCUUUGUAUGCUGUUUUUACCUCCGGGUCAAGCGGUCAGCCCAAGGGGAUCGUCGUGGAUCGCGCGUCUUAUGGGCCAGGUCUUCGAGAUUUCUGUGCUCUGACGCGCCUACAUGCCCAAUCUCGAGUCUUACACGCCGUCUCUCAUGCCUUUGUGGUUAACAUCAUUGAGCAAUUCGCCGCACUAGCAACCGGAGCCUGCUUGUGCGUCCCAUCGGAAGAGCAAAUCCAGGUCGACUUGGAAACAGCCAUAUCCCAAUUCAACGCUACCUGGGGCAUCCUCACGCCAUCCGUUGCUCGUCUUCUGAGACCAGCAAAUGUCCCAUCAAUGCAAAGCCUCCUGCUAGCUGGUGAGUCUGUGGUAACUGCCGACGUGACGCGAUGGUCCAGUUCUUCUGCCUGCCUGUAUUCGGUCUGGGGCCAGUCCGAGAGCGCCAGCACUCUUCUUGUGCGCCAACUGCAUGUCGACUCGCCAGUAGGCAGUCUUGGGCUGCCAACUACAGGCAGGUACUGGGUGGUUGACCCCGAAAAUCCUCAUCGGCUUCUUCCCAUGGGUUUAGAAGGCGAGUUGCUGCUCGAAAGCUCUGCUCUCGCACGUGGAUAUUUCGGGAAUUCGACCCAGACAGAGCGCACUUUUUUAAAUGAUCCUAAUUGGUAUUCUAGCAUCAGUGGAAGCCAAUCAACAAGCUCCAAAGCUUUGCCGCGACGAUGGCUUCUAACCGGCGACCUUGUUCGCUUUUGCCGGAUGGACGGUUCGCUCGACUUCGUCGGCCGCAAGGGAACAAGAACCAAGAUUCGUGGUCAGCGAGUCGAGCUCGGCGAGAUCGAGAGCCAGCUGCAAAAAUCUUUGCCUGGCAGCCAGCAAGUUGUUGCCGAGCUUAUAGUGCCUGCGCCGGGACCAGGUGAGGAGCAACCACAUCCUCCCCCGAUGCUGGUCGCCUUUACCUGUAAUUAUAACCAAGUGAACACACCGUCGCCACGUCAAGAGCUGGUAGCAGAGACUCCCACUGCCGAAAGCCGGUCUACUGCCCGAGUGGCGCUCUCCGCGCUCCGGCAAGUCUUGCCUUCAUACAUGGUCCCCAGUGCUAUCCUUUCCCUCUCUUUUCUUCCAAGAACAGUAACCGGCAAGAUUGAUCGGAGGGCCCUACGUGAGUGGUCAGGCCGGCGAACAGUUGACGAGAUGCUCAACUUCCACGAAGAACGCAUGCCUUUCCGAGCCCCCGAAACAGACGCCGAGAGAACCCUCCAAGAAUGCUGUGAAAAAGUCUUGCAUCUCGCGCCAGGAAGCGUGGGCUUAGAAGAUAACUUCUUGGGGCUUGGAGGCAAUUCUCUGACGGCACAGCAGCUGGUCACUGCCAGCCGAUCCAGUGGGCUGCGCAUCGGCAUGACUGAUGUGUUCGAGAAGCCCACUCUGGGGGCGCUGGCAGCGACAGGAAUACCUUGCAGCUUCCCGAAUUCUGCUGUGAAUCCGAGCAAACCCGGUCAUGCCUUUGACGAAGAUCUGUUUGAGACCCUCAAGACGGAUGUACUCCGAAAUGGGGUAUUAGGUCAAGGUCUCGAGCCAGAAGAUGUCGAACAUGUGUAUCCCACAUUGGAGAUGCAAUCACUCCUGGUCGACCUCGCUGUGCUUGACUAUUUUCCCAUUGAGAUCGACGGAAUCGUUGACUCUAUGCGUUUAAAGCUCGCCUGUCAGAGAUUUGUAGAUCUUCAACCGUCUCUGCGGUCCUUUUUCAUUCAAUUUCGAGAACAGACAAUGCAGAUAGUCCUUCGCCAGCUCGCGAUCAACUGGACCGAAUUGGCCCUACCGUCCGGAGCUGAUCUAAUGACAUGGACGCGCUCAUGGGCUUUGCAAGACCGCACACAACCACCACCGCUCAGUCGCCCUUCCGCCGCGGGCUUUACCCUCAUCAAAGGCAACAACGAUAGCCAGCAAUCCGCAUUCGUCCUCCGGCUGCCUCACGCCCAGUACGACGGAGUCUGCCUCCGGCAAAUCGUCCAACAGCUUGGAGCGCUCUACAACAAUCCAGAUCUCUUUGAUGCGACGCAGAGCCCCUUUGCUGACUUCACAAGCUAUCGACGAGCCUGUGCUCGCCUUCGCACUCCAGUGGCUCUCGAUUUCUGGAGAGAACUUUUGUCCGGGAGUGAGGUCACCCGACUGCCGCGCUUAUCACUUGGAUCAGAAACCAGCGUCAUCUACUCGGGCGAAUGUGAGCCACUUUCUCCACCAACAGGGAUCACCAUGGCCACAGCGAUCAAAGCAGCAUGGGCAUUCGUGAUCGCGCAAGAGACCAACAAGACGGAUGUGGUCUUCGGACAGAUCACCAACUGCCGUGGAAACAUUGAUAUUGACCCGGAAGAAAGAGCAGUUGGAAGAUCCGGGUCCGGACAGGAGAUCAUAGGCAUGUGCCUCAACACCACCCCCGUUCGGGUCCGGUUGUCCUCCACCACGCGCGUCAAAGAACUCCUCCUCGCUGUCCAACGCCAGCACGUGCGCAUGCUCCCCUACGAAACGAUCGACUGGUUCGACAUGGUUGCAAACAGCACUCCCUGGCCUGCAGACACUGAUCUCGAUUCAGUGGUGCUGCAUGAAAAUUUUGCCAGCGCUGGUGACGUGACACUGGGAAAGGCACUGGGCCGCAUGGACAACCCGAUCUUUACCACGCCUGGGUGGAAGCGGCACGCGUUGGUCACUUGGCCGGGGGCGGAUAAGCUGAUGACUUUCUUGAUGAUCCGGGAAGGAGCACUGGACAAGACGUAUGCCGAAGGGUUGGUUAGGAAGUUUAAUGAGACCUUGGUGAGGUUCCUGGGAGAUCCGGAGGGGUUGGUCAGCGGCAGCACCGAGACGACCGUGGAGCCGCAGGUCGGGUAG